Molecule: messenger RNA, 1851 nt
Organism: Poecile atricapillus (Black-capped chickadee)
Lineage: Eukaryota; Metazoa; Chordata; Aves; Passeriformes; Paridae
Product: keratin, type II cytoskeletal 4-like
Exons: 9
Coding region: 1-1851 (616 amino acids)
Biological process (GO): intermediate filament organization; keratinization
Cellular component (GO): keratin filament
Molecular function (GO): structural constituent of skin epidermis
Source: RefSeq, a predicted model, not a curated record
AUGAGCAGGCAGGCACCGACGGUGAGAUCUGUCCUGGGACGAAGAGGCUUCAGUUCAGCCUCGGAGAUCUGCGGUCGCAGCUACGCCGCAUCUGCCAGCCAGCCCGUGCGGUGUGGGGCUGGCGCCUACAGCAGCAGGAGUGUUUGCAACCUGGGCGGGAGCAGGAGGAUCUCCUAUGUCAAUGGGAGCUGCGGCACCGGCUGCUUUGGGGAGAUGGGGUUCGGAGGCAUGGGCUAUGGGAGCACUGGAGGAGGAAGGAUUGGCCUGUGUGGCCCCCGGGGAUACAGCAUCAUGCGGGGGUACCCUGAGCGCAAGGCCGACGGCAUCCAGGGGAUCUGCAUUGAUGAGCGGCUGCUGAAGCCCCUCUGCGUUGGGGUGGACCCGCUGGAACACGAGAUACGCUGCCAAGAGAAGGAGCAGAUCAAGACCCUCAACACGCAGUUUGCCUGUUUCAUUGACAAGGUCCGAUUCCUGGAACAGCAGAACAAAGUGCUGGAGACCAAGUGGGGCCUCCUGCAACAAUACGUGCUGCCAAAAAAAGGGAAAAACCUGGAACUGUACUUCGAGAAUUACAUCUGUGACCUGCGGAAGCGCCUGGACUGCUUGCUUUGUGAAAAGCAGAAACUGGGCAGUGAAGAAUGUGCCACAAGCCAGCUGGUGGAGGAGUUCAAGUGCAAGUAUGAAGAGGAAAUCAACAGGCGCACAACUGUGGAGAAUGAGUUUGUGGCACUCAAAAAGGAUGCAGACUGUAUCUUCUUGAACAAAGAAGAGCUGGAGGUGAAGGUGGAUCUUUUAAGGAGGCAGCUGGAGCUGCUGAAAUGUGUGUUUGAGGAGGAAAGGGCCCAGGUUGAUCGCCAGCUCUGCGACACUUCGGUCAUUGUCAAGAUGGACAACAACCGAGACCUGGACAUGGAAAGCAUCAUCAAGAAUGUCGAAUGCUGGUACCAGGAGAUUGCCCAGAAGAGCAAAGAAGAAGUUGAUGCUUUCUACCAGACCAGGUUUCAGGAGCUGCAGGAUAAGAGAGGGAAAUACUGCCAUGACCUGCAGAGCAACAAGUGUGAGAUUUCAGAGCUGACCCGGAUGAUCCAGAAGCUGCAGUGUGAGCUGGAGAGUGUCAAGAAGCAGGUCUCCUGCCUGCAAACCUCCAUUUGUGAUGUUGAGCAGCGUGGGGAUUGUGCCCUCAAAGAUGCCCGGGAAAAGCACAUUGAGCUGCAGAACGCUCUGCAAAAGGCCAAGGAUGAGCUGGCCUGCAUGCUGAGGGACUAUCAGGAGCUGCUCAAUGUCAAGCUGGCCCUGGACAUUGAGAUUGCCACUUACAAGACUCUGCUGGAGGGCGAAGAGAGCAGGAUAUGUGUGGGGAACCCUGUGAGUGUGUCUGUGGUCAGCAGCGGCUACAACAUCCCUGAUGACUGUGGGAUGAUGGCCAAUGGGGCUGUGUGUGGCUACGGCUCCCUGGGCAGACGAGCCGGGAGACACAGCUCCCAGAACGGUGGAUUCAGUUCCCGGAGUGCCGGAAUCCACCCCAAGAGAGUCCUCAGCUCCGUGGCCAAGCAGUGCAUCCCAGAGAUGUUCUGCCAGGCUGGAGGGGUCAGCUGCAAAGCCGGGGGGUUCAGCUCCCGCAGCGGAGGGUAUCCGGCUCGCACCGUGGUCAGCACUGGAAACGGGGGCCUGAAUGCCAGGAUGGGACCCUGCCAGGCUGGAGGAGUGGUCAGCUUUGGGAACCAGGGCUGUGUCAUCCGGCAGCUGGCGGGGCCUCCCGUUGUUGUGUCCAGCAGCCCUGAGGUCAUGGGGUGCAACAGUGGUGUGGUGGGGAAUUUUGGGGUUGUCAGAGACCCCUGUGUGGUCCCAUAG